AAGUCAUUUUAUUUUCUUUAGGGAAGGGGAUCUUAUUCUCUCAAGUGUUAUGUGAUGCCCUUGCCUAAAAAGUCUUCCCAUUAACUGAGUUGGCCUGAAGGUCAUAAACCAUAAUCAAUAGGAGGAGGGCUGGUUGCUGCAAGGUGCUAAUUGACAUCCCCUAAGAGGAACAGUGUCAACAAUCAAUAAAGGAGACACGGCAUAGGUAGAUUUAUGGCUUUGAUUUUGAAAGGGUGCAGGAAUGCCCAGUGAUGCUCUUCCCUGCACUGCUUUUGAAUGUUAAUGUUUUCUGGAGGAUGAUUUCAGACUCACUGCGAGGAUACUGCCUCUACUCACUGAAGCAGAAUCCUCUGAAGAGUUGCUGAGGCAGAACUGAAAUCAUGGCUUUGCCUCCAAGAAGCAGCGGUAGUGGCCGUUAACGAUGCCUCGCGCGGGAGGAAGAUGCCCCUUUAACUCGGGGCUUUUAAUGGGAAGUUUCUGAGCCUGAGACAACAGCUUUGGAGCUGGGGUGUGCCAUCGGCGGCUGCUCUCACAGCUACCUCUGUCUCCUGCUUGAACUCAGCCGGGCUGGGAAGAAUGGAAUGGAGACAGGCUUCUAACUACCUGUAACUGCUUCACCAGGAGAUGGAUCAAGCAGUUUGCCCAGCCAGAUCCAGCAUACACCAUUGGACCUGGCAGAGAGAAGACACAGAUGCUCCAAAUGAUGGGGAAAGCCCACCAGACACUGUUAUAACACAGCCUCUCCAGGGAGCAGCCACCAUGAUCUCUGCAAACUGAUGAUGGAAGAGAGGGGAACCAGGAAAUUCUGUGCUCUGGAGUCUCUGAAUGAUGGAUGGAGGACAGCCCAUCCCUUCACCCCUGGUACCCUUUGGGAACGCAUCAGAUUCUAGCAUGUCUCUGGAACAGAAAACAACAUUUGUUUUUGUGAUUUUGUUGUUUAUCUUUUUGGGCAUCCUCAUUGUCAGGUGCUUCCGGAUUCUUCUAGACCCAUAUCGGAGCAUGCCAACCUCAACCUGGGCUGAUGGUCUUGAAGGCCUAGAGAAAGGGCAGUUUGAUCAUGCCCUUGCUUAGCAGGGACAGAGUAGGCUGCCCUCCUAAGGAGGCAAAGUGCUUUAGGUCUGAGCGAAGCUUCCUUUUCAUUAAUGUUCUCAACAAAUCAAAUUUUAACCAUCUCUGGUCCUAAGGCAAUGAUCCAUUAUUUCAUAGCCAUGCUAUUGUGUCUCAUUUGAGGAUAAUGGAAAGUUUACAUUACCGACCCCAAGUAGGAAGGAACAGACAUUUGUGUUUACUCAGUGAACGACUGUUGUUGAAGAUGUGAUUGGAAAACCAAGAGCACCAAAACUAGACUUUGCCAUCAACCGAAGCAAUCUGUGAUCAGAACAGAGAACAAACAAUAAGAGAAACUCUGAUCAGAGUCAGGAUCAAGCAUAGAAGAUAUCACCUUGCUCAAAUCCCGUGUCUCAUUUUUAUUUCAUGCACAUUUAGGUCCUGGGCAGUGCAGAGACAAUCACAAUUGGGUACUUACUUUCUCCCACGGGGAGCUCUAAGAAGCAAUGGUAGGCUUAGGAAAGAUAGUUAUUUACUUGGUAACUCUGGAUGAGAAUGUUAUCAUUUGCAUUUGGAAAUAACAUUAAACUCAAAAGUCUACAGAGUUUUGAAAUGACCAGGCCUAAUUCAGUCUCUGUAUUCCUAUGUCUAACACAUGUAGAUGCACUGAUGUAUAGUUUGAAUUUAUUGUCUUUACAUUUCUGGUGAAACUAAUGGGUUACAAGUGCAACUUCAAGGUUUUGUUUUUAAAGGAAGUUGAUUGCUUAGCGAGAAGACUAUGGUUAUAAGAGGCGUAUGUGUUUAUAUCUGUAUAUGGUUAUCAAAUAAAAGUUUUCAAAAUGCAA
This is a messenger RNA of Peromyscus leucopus (white-footed mouse), 1892 nucleotides long. It is a transcript of the gene Ctxn3, whose product is annotated as cortexin 3. Bases 826 to 1071 code for a protein of 81 amino acids. Lineage: Eukaryota; Metazoa; Chordata; Mammalia; Rodentia; Cricetidae. The record is from RefSeq and is a predicted model, not a curated record. The transcript is spliced from 3 exons.